AUGAUAUUUGCAGACACAGUCAUAUUAUUAAAUUUUUUAAUAAAAAUAGUUGGCAAAGAAAAAUGUUUAAAGGAAAGGAAGGAAAUGUCACCUAUUGAUAAAACAUCAUCAUCACCAUCAUCAAAUAAUUUGAUUGGCCAGCCAUGUGGUCUUACAAAUUUAGGAAAUACUUGUUUCUUUAAUUCUGUUAUGCAAUGUCUUUUAAAUACUCAUGUUAUUAAGGAAUAUACUUUGAAUGUUUCUAAGGCAACAUCUUUAGAAGUACCCAAAAGAGAUGUUUAUAUAAAUGAUAACAAAGUUUCAUUAGAUGAAAUGGUUAUUAAAGUUGAUGCUGAAAAAUGUCGUUUAACAGAAAGUUUUAAAAAAUUUUAUAUUACUUUUACUUCAAUGAAACGUGUCGAUCCAAGAGAUUUGUUUUUUGAAAUUUGUGCAAAGGCUGAUCGUUUUCGUGGAUGGGCUCAACAGGAUGCUCAUGAAUUAUUAAGAUAUUUGAUGGAUGGUUUGAAGACUGAGGAGAUAGAUAGAUUUAAAAAAGCCAUUAUGAGUGAAUUACAAUUUCCGAUAUCGGGAAAAGAGGCAAAACCUGAACAUGCUCAAUAUGCAAGAGCUAUACUAGAAGUUGGUAGAAAACCAAUGAUUGAUCGUGUUUUUGGUGGUAGUUUGGUUCAAACACUGACAUGUUGUAGGUGUAAGUAUGUCUCCUCUAGACUAGAACCUUUUAUGGAUCUUUCUUUACCUCUUGCUUCUAUGACAACAAAUUCACCUUUAAUUAAACCAACAAUAAAUUUUGGAAACAACAAACAUCCUGAGGCUAAAAAAGCAAAAAAAGAUAAUAGAAUGAAAAUUGGUUUAUCAAGGGAGAAUGAUGAUGUUGAUAAUGAUAUUUUGGAUGAUGAUAUUGAUGGUAAGAAGGAUGAAUUUGAAGAAAGUUCUGGUAGUGGUCUUGAGGAGGAAAUUACAAGUGAUGGAGAACAGGAAAUGGAUGAUUAUGAUAAUUAUCAAUCUAAUAACAACUCUAAUUGUUCACAAAAUCAUCUAGAUAGAUAUAGGGAAAGACUUGUUGAAGUUGAUGGUGAUGAUUGUAAUGAGGAGCGUAGUGUAUACAAUUGUCUAAAACAAUUUACUUCAGAGGAAGAUUUAACAGGAUCUAAUUCUUAUGAAUGUGAAAAAUGUUGUCUUGAAUUUAAUAAAAAAAAGCUAAAAGAAAAUCCUAAAGCUAAGAAAAAAAUGGUUGAAGCUAAAAAGAAAUAUCUCAUAUACUCUCCACCUGUAAUACUUACAUUACAUCUUAAAAGAUUUGAACAGGUUCAUAAUUCAGUUUAUGUUAGAACUAGAAAAAUUUCUGGAUAUGUUGAUUUUAACUUUGAAUUAGACUUAGCUCCAUUUGUUGCUAAACAUGGACAACGUAUUGUACCAGGAGAAAAAAGGGUAUUAUACCGUUUAUAUGGUAUUGUUGUUCAUUCCGGUGGUCUUAGUGGUGGACAUUAUAUUGCUUAUGUCAAAACAAGAAGGGAAAUAUCUUACAUUAAAGAAUUCUUUAAUAAUGCAGCAAGUUAUGAUGACUUUAUGAAGCAAGUAACUGAACGAGAUGAAGAUGAAUGCCUCAGAGAUAUACCAAAGAAAUAUAAUGAAAAUCGUGAAGAUUUUAAUAAAGAUGGGAGAUGGUAUUGUUGUAGUGAUUCAUCUGUUCAUGCUGUUGAUGUGGAUCAAGUUAGUAAAUGUGAGGCAUAUAUUCUUUUUUAUGAGCAGUGUGUUGUCGCUAACGGAAAAAAAAAAGAAAAGAUUACAAAGAAGCAUAGAUAA
Strongyloides ratti is the source of this 1803-nucleotide messenger RNA. RefSeq names its product Ubiquitin carboxyl-terminal hydrolase. The transcript is spliced from 8 exons. NCBI's taxonomy places the organism in Eukaryota, Metazoa, Nematoda, Chromadorea, Rhabditida, Strongyloididae. The coding region runs from base 1 to 1803 and encodes 600 amino acids. The record is from RefSeq and is a predicted model, not a curated record. Gene Ontology annotation, molecular function: cysteine-type deubiquitinase activity. Gene Ontology annotation, biological process: protein deubiquitination.